UUCCCCGGAAUGUUGUUACCGUACUUAGCUGGAUUUUAUUGUGUGUUCAUGUCUGUGUUGUAAUUCAACUUAUGCUGACUUAUUAUUUUGGCGAUACGGCUCACCACCUAUCACGCAUGUUGGGCGGCGCAGGCUCGCCGGGCGGUGACGAGCUGCUGACCGUCACCAUCCAGCGAGAUGAGCACGGCUACGGGAUGAAGGUCUCCGGCGACAACCCAGUGUACGUGCAGUCAGUGAAGGAGCACGGCGCCGCGUGGCGAGCUGGCCUGCGCGCCGGUGACAGGAUCCUGAAGGUGGGAGCCGUGCCCGUGCUGCAUCACACGCACCAGCAGGUGGUGCACAUGAUCCGAGCCAACCCGACGACCGUCCUGACAGUACAGCAGAACACCUCCCGGCACAAGACUCCUAUCACCGCGCCUGUGCCUGUCAAUCCGGAGAAGCAGCGCCAGCUGGAGGUGUCCAAGGUGCACACAGUCCGGCUGAUGUUGGAACAAGAACAGAAGUACAUCAGAGAGUUGCGCAAUGAGUUGUCAAAAGUUCCCGACGUGCGGAAACAAGCCCAGCUGGAGUCGGCCGAGCAGCGGUGCUCGAUACUGCAGCAUGAGAUUGACACCAUCAUGGCGGGACAGCCGGAGCCGCCUUCAACCCCGCGUCUCCGCGCCAAGACCAGCCUGGACAAGAGCAUACUAGACAAGACUGGUUUAGACAGGACCAGCUUAGAGAAAGCAUCGCCCCCCGGUGGCUUCCUCAGCGGGUUGCCACGCUCGCUCAGCAACCUCACAGGACAGAGCCUCCGCAACCUCCGACAACGACAAAACAAGCAGCAAGAAAACCAACCACCCCUAGUCCGACAGAACUCCGACGACAACACCAAACGGAGACACGUCCACAACAACACCGUCCCCAUGGUACCCACCACCUGUUUAGACAACGUCACCCCCCCUCCUCUACCCCCCCGGUCCACAGAGCGACCGAAAAGGAACCCUCUGAGCCCCACGAUCAGUCCCCCCUUGAACCCCCUAGCGAAACCCAAGCCUUGUACCUCAGCAUCGCCUGUUCACAACCAGUAUUAUAAACCGAGAUACAAUGAGAAGAACGCUCAAUUUCCGAUGCACCAGUCGAUGCCGGCGUACAACGAUAACGCGAGCAAAUUGAGGAGGUCUUCGCAUUCGUUGGACGGCGAACUGGACGGACCGCAACCGAAUUCGAUCGCGUUGCAAAUGAGUUAUCCGUUGGUUAACGCGCCGCCGCCGCCGCUGCAGACGGACAACCGAGGUAACGUGCCUGUACUGCAUGUCAGGAGUCAGUCUUCGCCGGAGCAUUUGGAUCAUGAGCUUCCUAGGCCGGGCCCGCCGCUGGACAAGGAGGCGUGGUCGCGCGGCACGCCGCCGCCCGGGACGCCGCCGCCGCCAUACGCGCACAACACGCAGCCAUGCGCCGAUCCCCAACGAGCCAUCAUAUCAAUGGAGGAGGACGACUCACCUGCUUCUGACAACUCGACGUACUCGGGGCUGUUCUCAAAUCUUCGUUCCGUACGAGAAUCCAAGGCGAGGACGGCCGUGCUGCUCAACUGGCUGCUGGGAGAGAGGAGGUGCGCCUGCGCCGGGCUGCUGCUGGUGCUGACGGACGGGUACCGCGGCGCGGGCGCCGUGCCGCCCGCCACGCUGCGGCGCUGGGCCUACGAGAUACAGUCCACCUUCCUCAUGCCCAACGCGGUGUUACAACUAAACGGUGUUGACGAAAAUAUGGCGAAUGAAAUAGAACAUGUUUUAGUUAAUGAGCACGACAAGGAGGAACUCCUGCGCAACGUGUUCCGCAAGGCGCGACAGAAAGCCAAGGAGGAGCUGAGUCAGCAGCUCAGCGAGUUCCAGGUAAAGCGACAGGUCGGACUCGCCUCACUGUACGGGCCCGAAGACGCCGUUAUUGAGAAGUGCGACGUCGAUAAGGCGCAGGAGCAGGUGGUGGUGGAGCGCGUCAUGUGCGCUCGGCUGGGCAGCCUGGCGGCCGGCGGCGGCUGCGGGGGGCACGCGGGGGGCGCGGGGGCGGGGGCGGGGGCGGGGGAGCACGAGGCGCACAACGCGCUGCUGGCCGCGCUCAUAGCCGCCGCGCUGUGUCUGCACUGCAGGCCGGCGUCAGUAGCGGCCGCUGUGGGCGGUCAACGCGCGUCCUUCCUACAACGAGAUAAGCUGUAUAAACAGCGGACCAAGCAACUAGCGAAGCAGCACCCACAGCCGUUCGUGGUCCGCGGCCACCACCUCCAACUGCAGGCGCUCACCUCAGUCGGCCACUGCCAUCACUGCGACAAUGUUAUCUGGGGUCUCGCACCUCAGGCCUAUGUUUGUACCGAUUGCAAGCUCCGCGUGCACCGCGCAUGCGCCAAGUCAGUAGAAGAAGGUUGCUGCCUCGAUGGAGAACAUCACAAUAACCGCAUCUCGCGGUUUAUGGAGCGCAUACACCCCAACCCGCCUAACAGUCAAGAUUCGAGUGACAAGAAAUCGCGCAAGGCGUCGAACACGGGGCAUUUCCUCAACAUGGAGCGAAGUUUCCGCAAGAUGGAGGACGAGCAGCCCUGGGACCAGACCCUCACGCCAGCCUCAGCGCAAGGAGAGCCUCGCCGGGAGGGCUCGACGGAGGACACGGCGGCAGUCGACGUCGACGCAGACGCCGAUGUGCCCGCGAAAGAUGCACCCGACAAGGAUAACAACUGGCGUGCGGCGGGCGCCCGCGGCGUCAACCGCGCGGAGUCGUGCCGCGAACGGGACGCGCCCCGCCGCGGCAAGCAUCGCAACGCCAGCGACCCCAACCGGCUCACCGCCAUCAACCACACUGACUUGGAGCCGGGAGCGGCCACAGCUCCGUCUGGCAGUUCGAGCAGCUCGAGCCUGUCUUCACGGAGCAACGAGAGCAACACCGUUGCCGCUGAACAGCAUGCAUCAGCCUCGGACGUGUCUGAUGAGGAGGAGCCGCUGGCGGCGCAGUGGGCGGAUUCGCUGCCGCCGCGCGCGCUCGACGCCCUCACGCUCAGCUCGCGCCUGCGCAAGCGACAGGAGUUCAUACACGAACUAAUAGUAUCAGAAGGCUCGCACGUCCGCUGGCUCAAAGUCCUUGGAGGAGUAUUCCUCCGCCCCUUGGAGUCCGCCCCGUCGCUGCUACCGCCGGACGAGCUUCGCGCGCUGUUUCCCAACCUGCCCGGCGUGAGGGAGCGCCACUGCAAGCUCUACGCAGACCUGAGAGGACUACGCACCUCCGCUACCAACCACUACGUGCACAUCAAGCCGGUGGCCGACGCUAUGCUAACCACGCUGGGUGACUCAGGCUACGCCCCCUGUCUCGCGCGUUUCUGCCGCGGACAGCGCAUGGCGCUCGACUCUCUGAAGGAACGACGACGCAAGAAUAAGGAGUUACACCAGUUCCUCAUAGCCAGGGAACAGAUGCCGCUCUGUGGGAGGCUGCAGCUGAGAGAUCUGCUGGCUUGCGUGUGGCAGAGGUUAACGAAAUACCAGCUCCUCCUGGAGGGUAUCCUGAAGACGGUGGUAGAAGGCGAGUGUGAGGGAGAGGAAGACAGUCCAGAGGACUCUAUAGUAUUGAAGAGAGCGCUCGACGUGGCCAAGGAUGUGCUGCACACUGUCGACACUGCUAUACGCACUGCUGAGAAUGAACACCGAUUACGCACGAUCCAGAGCAAGCUGGAGAUCCGUAUCCCGAUGUCUGGUAGCGAGUGGGAGGAGCCUCGCCGGCUGGACCUCACCGCGCACACCCUGCGUAUGGAGGGCGAGCUGGGGAUUAGGAACGACUCUAACAAAAAGAUGAAUGUACUGGCGCUCAUGCUGGAAGACUGCCUGGUACUGCUACAGCGUGAGGGAGACAAGUUUAUCCUGAAGCCGAUCACGCAGCCCAGCCAGCAGGGCCUGCUAUCGCCGCUUGUUAAAUGGGAUCGCGUGCUGUUCCGACCGAACGCGGCGGUCCGCAAUGCAUUCUUCCUGAUGAACAUCAACGGAAUACAGAUGCACGAACUGUCCGCCAACACCACUGCCGAGUACACCACCUGGGUCCGCCACAUGGAGGAGCUACCGCUAGCCAAGCCGGAGCUCAUCAAGCCCACACUCACUCCCUCGCAUCAACCCAGCCGCUCCACAGACGACUCCGGUAUAAACGUCUCCAGAAAUCCAUCAGAUGCAUCAGAGAAGUCAACGUCAAGCGUUCCAGACGAAGAGACAGAAAGAGAUAGAGUGAGCGUGGAGCGUGUGAGUGCGAGCGAGAAGGAGAGAGUUUCCAUGGAGAGGACUGAAGAAAGGGAGAAAGAGGAGAAGAGAUCCAGUGAGAGAGAUGAGCGACCGUCGUUGGAUAAAGAGGAGACUACCGAUCGGGAGGAUCGGCACAAGCCCCGGCGCCCCACGGUGGGCCGCAUCAGCACGCACGGCGCCGCCCCCCCCCCGCUGCAGCCCCCCGCCGCCCGCAGCGUGCGCCCCCCCGCCGCCUGCAUGGCGCACACCGCGCGCCGCGUCUACACGCAGCAGGAGCGGCUCCGCCGGCUAGACGAAGCCAUCUCCCGCGGCCUAGUGGCCAAGAACGUCAUCGUGUCUCAGCUGCUGGACAUACCGCCCCCGAACUACCCGCACAUGUCUGAACUGGCCGUGGCUGACACGUUGGGACAAGUUGACGUCCGCGGCGAACUGCAGGCGGCGUUGCCCGGCGGGGGCGGGGGCGGGGGCGGGGGCGAGGAGGCCGCGCCCGACAUGCACCAGCUGCUGCUGGCCGCACACGCACAAGCCACCCAGCUAAUAGAAAUCCUGAACAGCGCGUUGUCAGUGGACGAAGUAGGCACCGUGGCCGCACGAGUCCGCGGCACCUGCGACAACUGCAGGACACGACCGCAUGCUGCCGGAAACACUGCGCUCACUGCCCACACUCAUACUGCUCCUAGACGUGAUACUACUGACUCGACAGAAGACAAACUAGAUGACGGCAUAGAAUCGGACGCGGAACGACUAAAUGAGCUGGCGAACGCCGAACUAGAGCAUUACGACAUUUUGAAGGCGGUCGAGCCCGACGCCGAGCAAGCGCUGGGCAGGCCGGCGAGCGCGGCGGCGCUGGCGGGGCGGCUGGCGGGGCCGGCGGGCGGCGUGCAGCUGGCGCUGGCGCGGCUGCUG
Messenger RNA from Pectinophora gossypiella (pink bollworm), 5150 nucleotides. RefSeq lists its product as uncharacterized. The record is from RefSeq and is a predicted model, not a curated record. Gene Ontology annotation, biological process: G protein-coupled receptor signaling pathway. Gene Ontology annotation, cellular component: cytoplasm. The annotation marks the transcript as partial. Gene Ontology annotation, molecular function: guanyl-nucleotide exchange factor activity; G protein-coupled receptor binding. Lineage: Eukaryota; Metazoa; Arthropoda; Insecta; Lepidoptera; Gelechiidae. The transcript has 39 exons.